AUGGCUGAAGCAGCUCCUGAUACAGAUGAAAACUACAGUAAAUCUGCUGCAUCUUCCAGAGGAAGAAUACUGGUACUCUCAAAUACAUUAAACCCCUCCAAAGGCAUACACAUAAGAGUGUACAAGCAAUCCAAGAUACAAGAAGAGGUUCUACCCCUUCUACUAGCUGACCCACCUCAAAGCAUUAUUGUCCAGAGUCGAAGUGGAACUGGUAACACAGUUGCUUUUGUUUUGGCAAUGUUAGCCAGGGUGGAUGCAUCAAGGCAUUACCCUCAAAUGCUUUGCCUCUCCCCUACUGAAGAAUCAGCUCAGCAAACUGCUAGGGCCUUGCAGCAAAUGACACAAAACUCUCCUGAAAUUCAAAUGAAACUUGUAGUUUUUGGAUCAAAGAGAACCUCAGAGAGAAGUGUUAUUCACUCAUUGCUUAUGAUUUCCACUUUAGGUAAUCAGAGAAUCACUGAGCACAUAAUCAUUGGUACUGCUGGUACUAUACUUGAUUGUGCUGUCAGGUAUCGUGUUUUUGAUCCUAAACUGAUCAACAUGUUUGUACUUGAUGAAGCAGAUAUCAUGAUUGACACUCAAGGACAGCAGGACCAGGCAAUCAGACUGCGCAAAUUAUUAAGGACUGAUUGUCAACACGUCUUGUUCAGUGUAACAUGCAGUAAAGAGGUGAUGUCCUUUGCCAAUAAAAUAAUUCUUGACCCUGAUGUUAUUCGUUUGAGACGUUUAGAGGAAAGCCUUGAUAAUAUAAAGCAGUACUAUGUUCAGUGCCGGGCUGGUGAUGAAGAGAAAUUUGCUGCCUUGACUAACAUUUAUGGCGUCCUAACUAUUGGCCAAUGUAUUGUAUCCUGUUGUACAAGUGGAUCAGCUAUUUGGCUUGCAGAUAAAAUGAAGGAAGAGGGACAUGCCGUAGCUCUAUUGACCAACAGGUCAAGUAUUCAACAAAGGAAUGAUGUAUUGAACAGGCUUAGAAAAGGACAGGAAAGAAUCUUGAUCACAACUCUUAAAGAUGUCGAUAUUGACCAAUUGACACUAGUGGUCAAUUGGGAUAUUCCAGUGGAUUUUAACAAUGAGCCAGACUGCCAGACGUACCUCCACAGGAUUUGGAGGCCUGGAAGAUUUGCACAAUCUGGUCUCACAAUAUGUUUUGUUGAUAGUCAAGAAGCCUAUGAUAAUAUGAUGAGGAUACAGAAUCACUUCAAGAGGAUUAUCAGUGAGCUUAAUACUGAUGACCCUGAUAAAAUUGGGAAGUUACAAAAUUAA
Amphimedon queenslandica is the source of this 1263-nucleotide messenger RNA. Its product is annotated as ATP-dependent RNA helicase DDX19A-like. The transcript is spliced from 10 exons. The coding region runs from base 1 to 1263 and encodes 420 amino acids. NCBI's taxonomy places the organism in Eukaryota, Metazoa, Porifera, Demospongiae, Haplosclerida, Niphatidae. Gene Ontology annotation, molecular function: nucleic acid binding; ATP binding. The record is from RefSeq and is a predicted model, not a curated record.